Messenger RNA from Osmerus eperlanus (European smelt), 7604 nucleotides. RefSeq names its product calcium channel, voltage-dependent, alpha 2/delta subunit 2a (gene cacna2d2a). Lineage: Eukaryota; Metazoa; Chordata; Actinopteri; Osmeriformes; Osmeridae. The coding region runs from base 324 to 3656 and encodes 1110 amino acids. Gene Ontology annotation, molecular function: voltage-gated calcium channel activity. The transcript has 38 exons. Gene Ontology annotation, cellular component: voltage-gated calcium channel complex. The record is from RefSeq and is a predicted model, not a curated record.
CCGUUUGUUACAUUGGAGAGCGAGCGAGGGGAGCAAAUGUGCAAGGCUGAGAGAGGGAGGGAGGAGAACGAGUGCGCAAAUAAGGCACAGCAGCAGCAGCACCAGCGGCGGCGGCAGCGUCAACGCAUCUGUGAAUCUUCGAAACGCCUGUCUUCAGCUGCCAAUCCUCUUGUACGUUUCCGAUUGAAAUUUCACGUCCUGAGGAACCUUCGCCAUCUACCGACACACUUUCUGAAGCUCGGUGUUUAUUCUCAGCUCGGCUGCAAGAGACUAUCUCCCGACCCCUUUCUAUUUAUUCCAGUUUCUUGAAUAUUUAAUGGAAAAUGGCGAUCAGCGCUCAGUCCUACGGUAUCUUCUGUCUCUUCUCAAUUCAAACUAUCCUCAUCAUUAGCGUUUCUUCGCCAGCAACGGGUAACCGGUUUCCCCAACACUACACAAUGAUGCACUGGGCAGCGCGCAUUGAAAGGGAGCUGGAGAAGGUUCUUCCACACGUCACUGGAAUCCAGCAGAUGAGAGCUAUCUACAACGAGAAGAAGAGCCAGUUUGACAUCAAGAAGAACAACCCCAAAGACCUGGUGGAGAGGGUGGCCCGAGACAUCGCCAAGCUGCUCAGCAGCAAGAGGAGAGCCCUGGAGAAGCUGGCCAGAGAAGCAGAGCAGCUCCAGAAGGAACACGUGUGGCAAGACGGUAUCAAGGAGAGAGACAUUCAGUACUACGAUUCGAAAGCGGAGUCAGACUAUUCAGAGGAUGGAGAAGAAGAGAAUCUGAUGGAGAACCCGUACUCUAUGCCUCUGGAGUUUGUGGAUGAUCCCAACUUUAAAAACAAGGUCAACUACACCUACAGUGCCGUCCAGAUCCCCACAGACAUCUACAAGGGCUCCCCGGUCAUCCUCAAUGAGCUGAACUGGACGCAGGCUCUGGAGAGGGUCUUCAUCGAGAACCGGAGAAAUGACAGCUCCCUGCGUUGGCAGGUGUUUGGGAGUGCCACAGGGGUCACCAGAUACUACCCAGCCACUCCGUGGAGAGCUCCCAACAAGAUUGAUCUGUACGACGUGCGCAGACGACCGUGGUACAUACGUGGAGCAUCGUCUCCGAAGGACAUGGUCAUCAUCGUGGACGUGAGCGGGAGUGUCAGUGGCCUGACGCUGAAGCUGAUGAAGACCUCUGUGAUGGAGAUGCUCGAAACGCUGUCAGAUGAUGACUAUGUGAACGUGGCCAGGUUUAACGAGAAAGCAGAUGCCGUGGUCCCCUGCUUCAAGACGUUGGUCCAAGCCAACAUCAAGAACAAGAAGAUCUUCAAGGAGGCAGUCAUGCACAUGCAAGCCAAAGGAACCACGGACUACAAGUCUGGCUUCACGUUUGCCUUUGAACAGCUUCUCAACGAGAGUAGCGCCCCGAGGGCCAACUGCAAUAAGAUGAUAAUGAUGUUUACAGAUGGCGGGGAGGAUCGUGCACAGGACAUCUUUGAGAAGUACAACUGGCCCAACCAAACGGUGCGGGUGUUCACCUUCUCCGUCGGGCAGCACAACUAUGACGUCACUCCCCUGCAGUGGAUCGCCUGCGCCAACAGAGGAUACUACUUUGAGAUUCCAUCGAUAGGAGCCAUACGCAUUAACACACAGGAGUACCUAGAUGUCCUGGGUCGUCCCAUGGUUCUGGCAGGAAUCCCAGCCAAGCAGGUCCAGUGGACUAACGUCUACCAGGACGCCCUGGGAUUGGGUCUGGUCAUCACUGGAACAAUGCCAGUCUUCAACCUGACAGAUGACGGCAGUGCUAAGAAUCAGCUUAUUCUUGGAGUCAUGGGAGUGGAUAUUGCCAUUAACGAGAUCAAGAAGAAGACACCGACAUACAGACUUGGAGCUAAUGGAUACAUCUUUGCCAUUGACCUGAAUGGUUAUGUACUCCUGCAUCCCAACCUAAGGCCCAAGAUCAUUAACUUCAGAGAGCCUGUCACUCUGGACUUCCUGGACGCAGAGCUGGAGGACAGCAACAAGGAGGAGAUUCGUCGCCAGAUGAUUGAUGGCAAAUCAGGGCAGAGGAGAAUCAGAACCCUCAUUAAGUCAGUUGAUGAGAGAUACAUCGACGAGGCUGUGAGGACAUACACCUGGACACCCGUCGAGGGGACAAAUUACAGUCUAGGGCUGGUACUGCCCACAUACAGUGAGAACCACAUCAAGGCCAAUCUGAGUGACCAGAUCCUUCAGGUGCAGUAUUUUGAAUCACUGCUGCCAAACAGUUUCGAGUCUGAAGGCCAUGUAUUCAUAGCUCCCAGAGAAUACUGCAACGAUCUGGAGCUGUCCAACAACAACACCGAGUUCCUGUUGAACUUCAUCGCUCUCAUGGAGAAGGUCACACCUGACUCCAAACAAUGUGACAACCUGCUCCUCCAUAACCUGAUACUGGACACUGGCAUCAUCAGACAGCUGGUCGAGAAAGUGUGGAAGACGAAAGACUUGUUUACGUACGGAUUCUUGGCCGUGUUCGCUGCGACAGACGGAGGGAUCACAAGAGUGUUUCCUCACAAGGCUGCGGAGACCUGGGAGGAAGACCCUGAGCCCUUCAACGCCAGCUAUUACCGCCGCAGCCUGGACAACAGGGGCUACAUCUUCAGAGCGCCCUUUCGCACCGCGAACGAUGAGCUGCUGAGCCCUGACAACGACACCAUUGGGAUCCUGGUCAGCACGGCGGUGGAGAUCACGGUGGGGGGGAAGACCAUCAAGCCAGCAGUGGUUGGAGUGAAGCUGGACCUGGAAGCCUGGUUGGACAAGUUUAAGAUCCUGGCCAGCAAUCACACAGACAAAGGAUCAACCAAUACGCAGUGUGGGCUGUCGGGUGGCUGUGAGAUGGACUGCGAAGUCAACAGCGACGACCUCCUGUGCUACCUGGUGGACGAUGGAGGAUUCCUCAUCAUGUCCAACCAGAAGGAUCACUGGAGCAAGAUUGGGAUGUUCUUCAGUGAGGUGGACCCCUACCUGAUGCAUGCCCUGUACAACAACUCCUUCUACAACCGCAAGCAGUCCUUCGACUACCAGUCUGUGUGUGCGCCCGUCCAGAGCAGCAACACUGGGGCCGCCCCCAGAGGGGUGUUUGUGCCCACCAUCGCAGACUUUGUGAACCUGGCGUGGUGGUCCUCCGCAGCGGCCUGGUCACUGUUCCAGCAGCUUCUGUAUGGCAUGGCCUACCACAGCUGGUUUGUCACAGACGAGGUGGAGGCAGAGGGCAUGGACUCCAGAGAGACCAGCUGUGUAACGAUACAGACCCAGUUCUACUUUUCUAACAUCACCAGCUCCUACGACAUGCUGCAGGACUGUGGCAACUGUUCCCGGCUGAUCCACGCCAAGAGGAUAAACAACACCAACCUUCUGUUCGUGGUGGCAGACAAGAUGCCGUGCAACACGUGCGAGGUGGAGAAGCUGUCCCAGGUGGAGACAGAGUUGAAGGACAAUAACCCCUGUGGAUACAACACAACACAGGAUAUCAGUACAGCACGGUACCGAAAAGGGCCUCUAUUCUGCUUCGACUACAACAAGGAUGAAAACAGAACAGACUGUGGGCGAGGACACUCUUUCCGCCCCUCCCUCCCGACCCUGCUGCUGAUUCAGCUCGUCCUCCUCUAUCCUCUCGCCAGUCCUCAUAUCCUGCCUCUCCUACUUUAACUCCGCCCCCGCUCCCCCUCCUUUCGCCCCCCCCCCAGCUCUUUACCCAUACAGCCCCCUCCCCUUGAUCCUCCGUUGCCCCCCCCGUGCCCUGCCCCUGCUCUAGUCAUAGGUAAUAAUAAAGGGACUUCCUGUCACUGCAGUGUGGAAGCCCUGAGUACUGCGCUAUACCCAGCUAGCUUCAGUUGAUGUCGCUUCGUGACAGUUGCAGGGCCUUUGUGUCCUCAGCCAGCCCCCCCCUCAGCUGGGGGGGGGGGAGCCCGGAUGAAGCUCCACCACCGGGAUCAUCCCAAGCUGUGUGUGUGUCUGAAAAAAACAAAACCCCUCCCCUUCGGAAAGGAAGAGAGUGGAGACCGAUGCCUCAUCAAAGACCUCCAGUCGUCAUGAAGUUUCGGUUUGUCCGUCUCUGCCCGCGAUUUGUCAGAGGCGCGAGGAGACCUGGCUCCCUCUCUCUCUCUCUCUCUCUCUCUGUCUCUCUCUCCGUCUUGCUCUCAUCCAGACCCUCUCAGAGCCUCACCCCUCCGCCUCUGCCUCUCAUUGGGGGCUAUGAAUCAUGCAGCCUUUUACAGCUAACAUAAAACAAAAGGAAAGGAGACAAAAAAAACAUAUAAGUAUAACAUCAAUUAUAAACUGCUGAAGUGAUGAGUAUUCAAAACAUGUUAUAGGCUAUCAUUUGAAAAAUGGAAGUGCAUAGGUGUAAAAAAAAAAAAAAAAAAAAAGAUUCAUUUAUGCACUGUAUCUACUUCUUGCCAAAAUGAGAUAGACUUUCAUGUGGUCUUAUUUUUAUAGCCAAAUUAGCGAGAAAAAACCAGGCUACUUGGGUAGAAGAAGUUGUGUGAAGAUGACAUGACAUGUCGUGUAAGACCCACUCAUCCUGUUCACCUCUCAGUCACUUCACUCCCAAAGUGGCUUCAAGGCAUUUGCUGUCGUUACAAAGUCAAGUGAUUAUACAAAGGCGCAUCGGUGUGGAGUGAUCUCAGUGUUAGCGACCUCUGCAUCCUUCGUUUCACGAACGCCGACGACGCUCUCGUCGAGGGUCGUCGGUGGGGCUGCGACGAGGGUUGUGAGAAUCGGAGGUACGGUUUGAGUGGGUCUUCUGGACUUCAGUGCUGUGGAUGGCGCGUCGUGUUUCCACCCCCCCCCCCCCCCCCCCUCCCCCGCUUGACCUGUGGGCCAUCCUGAGGGUCUGCUGUGGACAGAUGUUCUCUACCCCCAGUGCUCUCUGACGCAGACACUUCCAUCCACUGCCAACUCCUCAUGUGGCUGCUCUAACAACACCCCCCCCCCCCCCCCCCCCUCCUAUUGAUCCUCUGACUCGAUUUGGAUGUGUUUGUUUCUGUCAUCGCGACAGAUCUGCUGACAGCUCCCUCAGACUGCCUCCGAAGCCUCCCCUUGUGGUUCCAGGUGGGUGUGGGGGCAGGCUCGCGCUUGUAUUACCUUUUGGACGGAUGCUGUUCAAUUUCAGACCAUUUGCUGCUGGGGGAACAGGGGCUUACAGUACAUUUCCCACAAAACAAGUGCGUCAGAGGCCAAUCUAUAUGGUGAUGCACUGCAGCCUGGUGUAACCCGUUUAAGUACAUGUCCUUUGAUCAAUAUGAAGUGAAAUGUCAUUAGACUCCCGUGUUUAGGAGCCACUCUCUGUUUUAUAGUGCCUUGAUGCACUUUGUUUUGGAAAGCACUGGCUAUGUACAGCUGAGCUACUGUAAAGUAUCUUUAUAGCGCAGCCAUCUCUCCUCACGGCUGUGGAGCUACAUGAUCUUCAACAAGCAAAUGUAUUGGCUAUAGAGCUGUGGUAGCUUUGUAUAAUGCCACAUGAUUGGCUUAAAGUUAUUUUAGCUGAAUUUUGUCAUCCAAACGGCUUGGGUCAUUGUAUCUUUACAAAGCUACUUGACUGCCACCACAUAGAGUUACUGUACAGUACCUUUACAUAGCCACCUAUAGAGCUACACUAUCAGUAUAAAGCGACUUUAACUGGCCAAUAGAACUAUCUUUAUAGGGCCACCUGACUGCUGUUGUUGCAUUUCUGCCUGAACUGUAUGUGCGUUUGUGUUUGUGUAUGAAUGUAUGUUGGUUUGUGUUCACCCUCAAAGGGAAUGUGGAAAGGACGAGGGAAUGGCAGUUGUGUUAGCAUAGCUGUUUGUCAUUCCAAUUACAAUGGAUGCAGUGUUAGACAGUGUUGUUAUGGACAAAAAGAAAAAAAGAAGACAAAUUUAUCAGAACAAAAAAGAAAAAAUCCAACCCGUCUUUCCAGACCAGUUCGAUCAAUAUUGUUGUUGGGGAGCCUUGAGCUCCCUGCAUUCACACAGGUGUUUCGAAAGAAUGUUUCAUGAUGUCGGUGUGUUUCUGUUCCAAAGGCAACAUAGUGACUGCGCCUCUCUUAAUGCCUUAGUGUUCUAUCAAGCUGUAAUUCAAUGUUAUUUACAGUAUCUCUCACAAUUCUCUUACAUACACAAUCUCUCACUCUUCUCUCUCUCUCUCUGUCGCUUUCUGUCAUGCAUGCAGUGGACCUACUAGAUAUCAACCUUCCUCUCUGGGAGAUGGUUGAGCAGGUAUGGAGAGCUAGUUGUUUUAAGGGUUUUAGAUUCUGACCUGUCUGUUCAAUUGGAUUUUUAUUACACGCCUGUUUGAUUCAUGCUUUAAGUAAAGGACAUUCAAAGUUGGAAACCACUGACUCUGACUGUCCUUUGCCCUUCUCACUGUUCCCUAGGUUAUGUCCAGACAUCAUAAUCUUAACCCUUAACUCAAAACACUCGUAUAUACUGUAUAGAGAAUGAAAAUUCUAACUGGAAUAGGUAUAGUAACUGCAAGAAUCUGAUGUUCCUUGUUGGAAAAUUUCAAUGUGAGCAAUUUAAAUCUGGAUGCAGUUUGUUUAUCUCUCUUUUCUGCUCUCCAACCAAUGAAUCCUCUGUCAAACAUUACAUUCACUGUGUCACUGAAUGCGAUACAUCUGCCUGUGGAAAUGCACUCUCUGUGACUUCCUCUAAUCCUGACUCCUGGUAGUACGCACCAACCCACACUGACACACACACACACACCCUCAGACACAAAGCACACACAUGCACAACCUUACAACGCACUCAUGACAGCUCACGCACACAGCUGGGAGAUGUUUGGCACCCAACUCAAAUAAGCCAAGGACAUCCCUUUCCCAGGUGCCCGGUCCCAGUGUGCAGCCGACGAGUCCGAGGCGAGCUUAGGAAGUGGGUUUCCACAGAGCAGCAUGGAUGGGAGCCUGCCUCCUGAGGCACUUCGAUGUGUCAAACAAAGGUCAGAGAAUCAAGGUGGUGUCAGUGGACGUCCCAGUCGGGGCCAGCAGAUUGUGCUGAGGGGGACACAGGGCUGUUUUCUGUGGUUUGAGAAAUUUACUUUUUUGCCAAAAAAAUAAAAAAGACGAGAAACAAGGAACAGCUUGGGGUGAGAGGUAGGGGUCUGCUUUAUGGCCGUCCCCUAAAAAGGGGGGGGGGUCUCCAUGUUGCCCUUCUCCGGCCCCUCCCUGCCCUUGCCCUGUCCAUGUAGGUGUGUCUCUGUGGGAAAGACACGUGUGUAUGUGAUUCUGUAGUCUGUAGUCUGGUGCUAUGUGACCAUGUUUGACAAAAUGUGUUAAAAAAAAAUCUGUAACAAAAGAGUAAAAUCUGUCAAAUUUUAAGUGAAGUAAAAAAAAAAAAAAAGGAAUACAGUACUGCUGAUAAGUUUGAGAUCUGAAGUCGACAUUUUUUGGUUUUGUUUUGGUUUCUUGUGUGUGCGUGAGUGUGUUUGUGCGAGCGAAUGAUUUAGCUCCUUCUCUCUGGGCAUUGGUCCAUGUCGCUCCAUUCUUUUGUACAGAUGAAGCUAAAAAAAAGAAGAGGGCAAAAUUUGUAAAAUAUUGUGUCUGUGACUCCUUGUAAAAUAUUUUCAAAUUGUUUAUUACAGAGAAUCAGUUAUUAAAUAAUGUUCAUAUUUUUCACUUCA